GCCGGAGGGACGAGCGGACGUUACUCUACGGCCCCCCAGUAACGUCGAGCGAGGGGAGGGGACUACCCACUUUUCAAAUCCAGACGGACGAACGACGCUUCGGCUCCUCCGCCGGCCCUUUUUUUCUUUUCACUCCAAGCACACACACACAACUAUCGAAAACGUUUCUUCAUUCCGGAUCACAGGCAGGAUGACAAUCGAGGUAGAAGGAAUCGACCACAAGAGCCUGCCGGAGGACGGCAUUGAAGAGAUAUGCAAAGAAGAAGUGGAGGAAGACCUCAAGAAUGGUGACCUGAAACCUAUCGACGGUGUUCCCAUAACGGACGACGACGACAAGAUAGAGACCGAUAAAGUCGAGACAGAAGAAGCCCCCAAGGACGAAGUUCUUGACAUUGACCAGGAAGAGGAGGAGGGGGAGGAGGAGCCCAAAAAGGAGUCGCGUCUGCUGAAGAUUGCCCCUCCAAAGUUCUGGGAGAAAUGGUUCAAGAAAAGUGAGCCUCCAACGGAAGCCAGCAACGGUCCCGUAGAUGAAACAGAAAUGGUCGAGAAACAAGAAGACAAACCCGAUUCGUGUGAACCUGAAAAGACGGACAUCGAAGAGAAACAGGAAGAGGACGCGAAGACGGACGAAAAGUCCUCCGCCGAGGUGACCAUCCCCGUAGGAGAUACAGAAACCACCACAGAGAACCUCAAGGAACCUGAGGAAGACAAGACCCUCGAGAAGGCGGUUCUGCGUGACCGCAUUGCCAUGUACCGCAGCAAAGGGUAUAUACUCGCGGGCGUUGCAGUGGGGUUGCUGGUCCUUGUCACCAUCAUUUUAGUGGGUACCGCAUUGACAGGAAAUGGUCUCGCUUUCGAAGAGGACUGGAACACGCCCGUGGCAGUCACCGAAUGUGGUCCCGUCGAGGGACACUUCGAGGACGGUGCCGUUGUCUUCAGAGGCAUUCCGUACGCACUCCCGCCGACGGGCGACCGUCGUUGGAAGCCGCCGCUGCCCUUCCAGAAGCUGGAGGACUGCUGGGUCGGAACGCGCCAGGUCCACGAGUUUGGACCUCACUGCUACCAAAGGGAAGUUCCUGGAAUGAAGUUGAACAUGAGCGAGGACUGCCUUACGCUGAACGUGUACAGCCCGUCGUUGUCUCGGCGUCGACAGCGUCCCGUUGUGGUGUACAUUCCGGGCAGCUCCCUGAUGGGAGUGAGCGAGUCCGAUCUGGGUCUGUACCCGUCGCCCAAGAUGAGCAAAGACAGGGACGUGGUCUUCGUGACGUUCAACUUCAGACGGAACGCCUUUGGUUUCAUGGCGCUCGACGAAUUGGCGAAGACCGCCCAUCCGCCGACGUCCGGGAACUACGGCCUCCAGGACCAAGUGGCGGUUCUCAAAUGGGUGCAGCGGAACAUUCAACAAUUUAACGGCGAUCCCAACAAGGUGACACUCCUCGGUCACGGAGCUGGUGCAACAUCUGCUCUUCUCCUUAUGGCAUCGGAACUUUCAAAGGGUCUCUUCAGCAAGGUCUGGGUCACUGGACCUUCAGUGAGUUUCACAAACAAGACCUUGGCCGAUGUAGCUAUAGACAACGAGGAGUUCCUACGCAAACUAGACUGCGAGAGUCUCUCCUGUCUAAAAGAAAAGUCUGCCGCGGAAGUGUUGUCAGCUGUUCCGAAGUCAUGGUACAACCAUCAAUUCCAUCACUUGCCAAGCACAGAGGAACCAGAUAGCCGUAGCUUGGCUUUUGUUGAUGGCUACUUUCUGAAAAAUUCUGUCAAUGAACUAUGGAGCACCGGAGAACACAACACAAUCCCCAUUGUGAUCGGUUCUAACCUGCAAGAAUACGCGAUGGAAAACGUGCUGCGCCAGAAUGCAGACGCUGCUGAAGUGUCAAAGUAUGUCAGAGACAAGCUUGACACCAUAGACCAGAGGCUGGCGGAAGAUGCUUUGGAGUUUUACAUCAGCAACAACACUGUGCCAUCAAAACAGCUUCACACUAUGAUCUCGGACGUGCGAGUCACUUGCCCAUUGCAAGUGUUGACCCGUGACCUCCUCAACGCAACAGGAGGCGGCGCACAUUUUUACAUCGUGGACCAACCGCUGAGCUCUCCAGUCACCCUGUCCUCCGCCAAGAAAGCCACGACGCUGUCUGCCCACGGCUUGGACGUCGCGGCCAUCCUGGGACAGCUGGACCGCUACCUUCCCAACGCGACACGCUCAGAUAGACAGUUCCAGCACAACCUCCAGGAACUGUUCUACACGUUCGUGCACAGCGGAACGCCCUCCCUUGGCUCGCAACCGCUCAAGGAGACGCCCUUCACAAAUUACGUGGGCGAGAGCGUUCGUAGUCGCUCUUCCCAGCACGAAUCGUGCGACCUUUGGAAACGGUACGACGUUCUCUCCAAGUAUGCCAAAAAAGAUUGAGGUUGCUAUUGGGUAGCGUGAGAAAUGCGCCGAAACUACUUAAAAGUAAGGAGGUUAUUUUUUUUUUAAACUUUUUUCGCUGCCCACCACAGAAAAAUCUCUAUGGGGGGGAGAGUUGUAUUUCCCUCCGCAGCCAUUACUUUUGAAAAUGGUGGAGAAAAUGUUACCAUUGGCAUCUAACACUUGCAGUGAACGCGAGCCCAAAAAUUUAUUUGAUUUCUACAAACGCCAUUGCAUAUAAGUCAUUUUCUCAGCUACACACAGAGUCAUCGAGAGCGACGGCACUGGAGCACAGUCUCUUUGUAGCCAGUGUUUAAGACUGAUCUCUUGAGUGGCUGGAAGUCGUACAUUCACUCUCAGUGUUACAUGCCAUGUUGUAGGAUUUCUCUAUCGACAUUUUUGUUCUAUCUCUGUGAGAUACGUCACUCUUAAUCGACAGGUGAUGCAGAUCGCGUCCACCUCGUUUUAAUGGACCGGGCUGCACGAGCCAGUUAGGUCUGCACGUCACGAGCUGUACGUCAGUUAAAUUGUAAGCUAUGGUGUCAUUCAACAGGGGUGUUCCGUCACUGGAGCUUUCUUGUGCCAGGCAUUCCAUCAAACUGUACCGUACAAGCUGAACAACCAUGGUUUACACCCACUGUAAACGAUGCAUGAAGAUCUGUUUUGGAACAAUCUAUUUAACUAAUUGUAAUCUCAUUCUAAGCGGUUUUGAACGUUCCUGGGGGCAUUUCUCAAUGUACAUAAAAUUAACUAGAAUAUCACGAUCAGAGGGCUACAUGCUUCAGUAAAAUCGUGCACACUUUACGCUAAAGGCUGCACAAGCACAGCUGUGUAGAGUGUAAGUGCUGUGGCCAGGACUGUAAUACACGCUGUUGCUCCAUAUAAAACCCAUUCUUUUAAUACAAAAAUGGUAUUGAAAUGAGGUGCCGUACAUCCAGCAUAACUGAAACAAAACCUGCACCUACUUAUAGGAUUUUCUAGUGAGUAUUUAUCGACGGUGAAAUGUGUAUUGGCGAGGACACCUUCUACACGGCUCGUCAUUUUCUGCACUAGGAUCUCCACUCAAUGUACGCCACCUUAGUUUCCAAUCGCCCCGCCAUGAAAAAUACUCAUUUUUACGAAUCUCAUUGUGCCUUUUAAUUUAAAGCUUCACCCGCGCAACAGCGGGAGACACUUCAUCGAUUCGUCAUCAUCGUGUGUCCGUUGUAUCAUUCGUUCACCAUCGUCAGUUUUUUUGUAUACAUUUUAUAGUGAUCUUUUUUGUGCUGCUUGGAUAACUGUGGGGCUUCUAGGGAAAUGUCUGCUUCGAAAGCAGAACAAAUUACGUCGCCUGGAGUCCUCUACCCCACAAAGUCACUUUUUUUACGUAUGUACUCCGUAAAAAUGAAAUAAAGUAUCUUUUCAAA
Ornithodoros turicata is the source of this 3816-nucleotide messenger RNA. Its product is annotated as neurotactin-like. The transcript has 8 exons. NCBI's taxonomy places the organism in Eukaryota, Metazoa, Arthropoda, Arachnida, Ixodida, Argasidae. The coding region runs from base 191 to 2410 and encodes 739 amino acids. The record is from RefSeq and is a predicted model, not a curated record.